GUUCCGCUAAUUGAUAGGCUAGGACUCAUUCUAUAUAAGCGCUGGACGAAGCGGCCGACGCUUUCCCCGGCAGUCAGCGGAUCGGGACACGGAAAGCUGGCAGGCUGAAAAAAGCGUUCAGCUCACCGGACGGACUUUCUGGCUUUUGACCCUUUAGCUGUGGUUACACGGAUUUGCGUGGGACAAUGAGCUCGGUGGCGGUUCUUACCCAGGAAAGCUUCGAUGAACAUCGCAGUGGGCUGACCCAACAAUCGGUCAGAGUGGCAGCGAUUGGAUCUGAGGAGGAAAGUGAUCCCCCCACUUACAAAGAUGCAUUCCCACCCCUCCCGGAAAAGGCUGUUGGCAGCGAGACACCUUCUGAGCCUGCAGGUGCAUGGAGCAAAAUUCGGCCUAUCAAGUCUUCCGUUAUCACUCAGGUGUUCCAUGUCCCUCUGGAAGAACGUAGGUACAAGGACAUGGCUCAGUUUGGGGAGGGCGAGCAGGCCAAGAUUUGCUUAGACAUCAUGCAGAAGACUGGGGCUCAGCUGGAGCUUUCCCUGGCCAAAGAUCAAGGCUUGUCUAUCAUGGUUUCUGGAAAGCUUGAUUCUGUAAUGAAAGCAAGAAAAGAGAUAGUGACACGGCUGCAGACUCAGGCAUCUGCCUCCAUCGGUAUCCCCAAGGAACACCACCGUUUUGUAAUUGGUAAAAGUGGAGAUAAGCUUCAGGACUUGGAACUGAAAACCGCUACCAAGAUUCAAGUCCCCCGGCCCGAUGAUGUCAGUAACCUGAUUAAGAUCACUGGCACCAAAGAGGGCAUUGAAAAAGCGCGGCAUGAGAUUCUGCUCAUCUCAGCCGAGCAGGAUAAACGAGCAGUGGAACGUUUGGAGAUUGAGAAGGCCUACCACCCUUUCAUUGCUGGACCCUACAACAAAACGGUGAAUGACCUCAUGCACGAAACUGGAACAAGAAUAAACAUCCCCCCCCCAAGUGUUAACAAAACUGAAAUAGUUUGCAUGGGCGAGAAAGAUCAGCUGGCCCAGGCCGUGGCAAGAAUCCGGCAAAUUUAUGAAGAAAAGAAGAAGAAAACCACCAGCAUCGCAGUAGAAGUGAAGAAAUCCCAACACAAGUAUGUCAUUGGCCCUAAAGGAAACAGCCUACAGGAGAUCCUAGAGCGUACAGGAGUGUCUGUGGAGAUACCGCCCAGUGAUAGCAGCUCAGAAACAGUCAUUUUGCGGGGUGAGCCUGAAAAACUAGGACAGGCACUGACUGAAGUAUAUGCUAAGGCGAACAGCUUCACUGUGGCCACAGUCUCUGCUCCAUCAUGGCUGCAUCGGUUCAUAAUUGGCAAAAAAGGACAAAAUUUGGCAAAGAUCACACAGCAGAUACCAAAGGUGCACAUCGAGUUUACAGAAGGAGAAGACAAGAUUUCUCUGGAGGGCCCCACAGAAGAUGUUGCUGUGGCCCAGCAGCAGAUGGAAGUGCUUGUCAGUGAUCUGAUCUCCAGGAUGGAUUUUGCCGAGAUUAAUAUCGACCACCGAUUCCACAGACACCUCAUUGGAAAGAGUGGAACAAACAUUAAUAGGAUAAAGGAGCUGUACAAAGUGUCUGUAAGGAUUCCCCAGGACACUGAGAAGAGCAGUCAGAUUCGAAUUGAAGGAGAUCCCCAAGGUGUGCAGCAAGCAAAGAAAGAGCUGCUGGAGCUGGCUUUACGAAUGGAAAACGAGCGCACAAAGGACCUGAUCGUUGACCAGAAAUUCCAUCGAACAAUAAUUGGGCAAAAAGGUGAAAGAAUCCGGGAGAUUCGUGAGAAAUUCCCUGAUGUAAUCAUUAAUUUCCCCGAUCCUACUACCAAAAGCGACAUUGUGCAGCUGCGUGGCCCCAAGAAUGAGGUGGAGAAGUGUACAAAGUAUCUGCAGAAGAUGGUAUCAGAGAUGGUGGAGAACAGUUAUUCCAUCUCUGUACCAAUCUUCAAGCAGUUCCACAAAAACAUCAUUGGAAAGGGUGGUGCCAAUAUUAAGAAGAUUCGGGAAGAGUGUAACACUAAAAUUGACCUCCCAGCUGAGAACAGCAACUCGGAAAUGAUUGUCAUUACUGGGAAGAAACCCAACUGUGAGGCUGCAAGGGAUAGGAUUCUGGCUAUUCAGAAGGAACUGGCUAACAUAACUGAACUGGAGGUCAGCAUUCCAUCUAAACUGCACAACUCCCUUAUCGGCGCUAAGGGGCGCUUUAUCCGAUCGAUUAUGGAGGAGUGUGGAGGUGUGCACAUCCAUUUCCCGAGUGAGGGCUCUGGAAGUGAUACAGUGCUUAUUCGUGGACCAGCUCAGGAUGUUGAGAGGGCCAAAAAACAGCUGCUUCAACUGGCAGAAGAAAAGCAAACAAAGAGCUUUACUGCAGAGCUCAGAGCUAAACCAGAAUAUCACAAGUUCUUAAUUGGUAAAGGAGGAGGAAACAUCCGGAAGGUGCGCGACCAAACUGGAGCCCGUAUAAUCUUCCCCACUGCUGAAGAUAAAGACCAGCAGCUUAUCACCAUUGUGGGCACAGAAGAGGCCGUAAAGGAAGCUCAGAAGGAACUGGAAAUGCUAAUCCAAAGUUUGGAUAACAUAGUUGAAGACACCAUGGCUGUGGACCCUAAGCAUCACCGUCACUUUGUAAUCAGACGAGGACAAGUGCUCCGCGAUAUUGCUGAAGAAUAUGGUGGUGUCACAGUUAGCUUCCCUCGUUCUGGGGUGCAGAGUGACCGUGUUACUUUGAAGGGUGCAAAGGAGUGUGUUGAGGCUGCCAAAAAACGGAUCCAAGAUAUCAUUGAAGAUUUGGAAGCUCAGGUCACCAUAGAGUGCAUAAUUCCCCAACGAUUCCAUCGAUCACUUAUGGGUCUUAAAGGUUCUCGUAUCCAGCAGAUAACAAGAGAACAUGGUGUGCAGAUCAAGUUCCCUGACCGAGAAGAAAACCCUCAGGCUGCCACCAAUGCUGAGUCACCAGCCCAAGAAAAUGGAGAAGGGGCUGAAAAUAAAGUUGUUGCAGACCCAGGCUCCCCUAAGAAAUGUGACAUCAUUGUCAUCUCUGGGCGUAAGGAGAAGUGUGACUCUGCUUACGAAGCUUUAAAGGCUCUUGUUCCUGUCAGCAUUGAGGUGGAUGUCCCAUAUGAUCUUCAUCGUUACAUCAUUGGACAGAAAGGUACAGGUAUCCGCAAGAUGAUGGAUGAGUUUGAGGUCAAUAUCCAAGUGCCAGCCCCAGAACUGCAGUGUGACAUAAUUACCAUCACUGGGCUUUCCACUAACCUGGAUCGCGCCAAAGCUGGCCUUCUUGAUAGAGUGAAGGAGCUACAGGCUGAGCAGGAAGACAGGGCCUUGAGAAGCUUUAAACUGGUGAUCUCUGUCGAUCCUAAGUAUCACCCUAAAAUUAUUGGCCGCAAAGGUACAGUCAUCAGCCAAAUCCGCACUGAACAUGAUGUCAACAUCCAGUUUCCAGAUAAGAGUGAUGAAAACCAGAUCACCAUCACUGGUUAUGAGAAGAAUACAGAAGCUGCUAAAGAGGCAAUCAUGCAAAUUGUUGGGGACUUGGAGCAAAUGGUGUCUGAAGAAAUUACCUUGGAUCACCGUGUCCAUGCCCGGAUUAUUGGUGGGAAAGGCAAAGCCAUACGCAAGAUCAUGGAUGAAUUUAAGGUGGAUAUUCGCUUCCCUCAGAGUGGAGCCCCCGAUCCCAACCUUGUGACCGUGACAGGCAAACCUGAGGAUGUCGACGAAGCCAUUGACCAUCUUCUGAAUUUGGAGGAAGAAUAUAUGUCUGACGUGGCAGAGAACGAAGCGAUGCAGUCUUACAUGAAGCCACACUCUCAGGAAGAGAACAAACCCCAGCCAUCCAAGGGCUUCGUUGUACGUGAUGCCCCCUGGGCAUCAGGAGCCAGUAAUGACAAGGCUCCUGACAUGACCAGCUCAGAGGAUUUCCCCAGCUUUGGAGCUCCAGUGGCCCACAAGACCUCUCCAUGGGGCCCAAAAAGACAUGGUGGUGGAAAAGGCUUAAUGCCUGCUGACAUGUCUGCUUCCUGUUAACUCUCCUGUUGCGGUGUCUGAAUCACUUGACCUGUCAUCCCCUUAUCUCCUUCCCCCAUCCCUUUCCUCUGCCUUCCAGGAUCCUAUGACAGUCACUGCUGCAAGGGUUUACCUGGCACUUCUGGUUCUUCACAAAAGCAAAAAUUUGGUAUUUGAGUUACCUGCUAGAAAGAGCCCAUGAUUGCACCUGUAGUGAUGCUAAGUCUUGCUACACACCAUCAGCUAUAGUAGAAGUCCUUUCCCAAGUUGUAUAUACUGCCACUACAGCCUUUCGCCAGUUGCUAGAUAUCUGGAGUAAGUGUAGCGUCUGCUGAAUGGCUGAAACUACCGCUCCAAUUUUAUGGAAUAUUGUCUGUCCCUAGGAUCCAUAUGGAAACGUAUAGUCCAUUUGUCCUUUUUAGUACUUGGUCGAAAACUGUUAAGUGUGCAGCUAUACUUGGCCAUCUCCUAACCAGACUUGGAUGAUGCAGGUAAUGCUAUUAUCUGAUGUGUAAAAUACCAUGGUUCUAAUUGACAUACUGUCCUGCUACAGCACAGAAUGUAUUAUGAAGUGCCCUGUAACCCUUUCACUGCCAGAGCCAUUUGUGAGGGAGGGAUAUGCACAAAGGGGGGAGUGUUGAAGGUGUAUUUGCUUCCCCCUCCCCAUCCUCUCAUCCGGUUUUAUGACAUUACAGCUAAUCAUGGUCCAGGCCGUGGAGAAGCCUAGAAUUAUACACCAGUGGCAUCAGGAUGAAACUUUGCCUUCUGCUGCUAAAGAACAACCUUGCCAUGAGCUGACGAAAGGAUUGAAAAGCCCACCACAUCUCUCUAGUCCCGUCACAGCCCUUUCUCUUGUCCCCUUACCUCUGAUGCCGGGGGAAAGGAUCAUAUGUUUUGUCCUGUUUGGGUGGGGGGUUAACAUUAGUUCCAGGUUUUUUCCAGACCUCUCCUCAGCCCCCUUACUCCUUGGACAUUUCUACUUACUGUGCCUCAGUAUCAACUUCCUGUACACAAAGGUCAGGAAAUAAACAUCCUUUAAAAGCCA
Messenger RNA from Bufo gargarizans (Asiatic toad), 5052 nucleotides. It is a transcript of the gene HDLBP, whose product is annotated as high density lipoprotein binding protein. The transcript is spliced from 28 exons. NCBI's taxonomy places the organism in Eukaryota, Metazoa, Chordata, Amphibia, Anura, Bufonidae. Gene Ontology annotation, molecular function: mRNA binding. The coding region runs from base 186 to 4028 and encodes 1280 amino acids. Gene Ontology annotation, cellular component: cytoplasm; nucleus. The record is from RefSeq and is a predicted model, not a curated record.